ACACUCCCAUUGCUUCUAUUUAGUCUCCCUCCUCUCUACUUCUCUUCAUUCACCUGCAAAAAUGUCUCUAACUCACUUCUCCCUCUUGCUCUCCUUUUUUCUCUCAUUUUCCCUCCCUCUUCUCUCCGCCACCCCUUACCUCUCACCCACCACACUUUUCCCAAAUUACCAAAACAUGCUCAAAUCUUUCAAAAUUUUCACUUACUCCCCUCCCCGACCACUAAUCUUCUCCACAACACCCGAGUCCCUCUUCUUCUCUUCUCUCCUCGAAAGCCCCUUCAUCACUAAAGACCCAGAACAAGCCCACCUCUUCUUCGUCCCCUUCUCAUCCCAUACCUCCACGCGUUCCCUUGGCCGAGUCAUCGCUGGCCUCCGAAACGACUUCCCGUUUUGGAAUCGCACUCUUGGCGCCGACCAUUUUUAUAUCUCGUGUGAAGGUUUGGGCUUUAACUCGAACAGAAACGUCCUCGAGUUGAAGAAAAACUCGGUUCAGAUCUCGUGUUUUCCGACAUCACGAACCGAGUUUGUCCCACAAAAGGAUAUCACCUUGCCCCCACUCGCGGAUCCUCAUGCGUCAAACGGGCCAACCAACAAGACAAAACGGCAUCUGGGCUUUGUUAGAUUCGGCGCGGUUAAGGAGUCAAGUUUGCUCAGUGAACUAAGGGAUGAUCCUGACUUUUUGGUGGAAUCUGGACCGUCCGAUGAGCUGACUUUUGAGGAGAUGUUAGAACAUAGUAAGUUUUGUUUGUUCGAGUACGGGGAGGGGGAUGUUUCCGGGAUUAGUGAUGCGGUGCGUUUCGGAUGCGUGCCUGUGGUGAUUACUGACCGUCCGAUUCAAGAUCUGCCGCUGUUGGACGUGCUGAGGUGGCAAGAGAUCGCAGUUUUUGUUGGGUGGAAUAAAGGUAAAGAUGGGGUCAAGGUCAACUCACUGAAGAGGGUGUUGCAUCGCACGUGUGGGGAUGAGAAGUACGAGGAGGUCAGACGAUUGUGUGUGACGGCGGGUCUGCACUUUGUAUGGAAUGAGGAACCGCAGCCGUACGAUGCUUUUCAUAUGGUGAUAUAUCAGCUGUGGCUGAGACGCCACACCAUUAGAUACGCGCGUAGGGAAGUGGCAUAAAGAAUAUCUGUCUUAUUGUUUAUUUUUUUGUUGACUAUUUGACUUUGUGUAAGAACCAAAUGGUAUCUACUGUUUUUAGAAGUAAUUUUGUUCUUGAAAAU
Molecule: messenger RNA, 1218 nt
Organism: Pistacia vera
Lineage: Eukaryota; Viridiplantae; Streptophyta; Magnoliopsida; Sapindales; Anacardiaceae
Product: probable glycosyltransferase At5g11130
Exons: 1
Coding region: 62-1117 (351 amino acids)
Molecular function (GO): glycosyltransferase activity
Source: RefSeq, a predicted model, not a curated record